Messenger RNA from Lutra lutra (Eurasian river otter), 668 nucleotides. It is a transcript of the gene TBCA, whose product is annotated as tubulin folding cofactor A. The record is from RefSeq and is a predicted model, not a curated record. Bases 115 to 495 code for a protein of 126 amino acids. Gene Ontology annotation, cellular component: cytosol; microtubule cytoskeleton. Gene Ontology annotation, biological process: tubulin complex assembly; post-chaperonin tubulin folding pathway. Lineage: Eukaryota; Metazoa; Chordata; Mammalia; Carnivora; Mustelidae. Gene Ontology annotation, molecular function: beta-tubulin binding. The transcript has 5 exons.
GCGCAUGCGCGCGGGGCCGCGGCGACUACGCCGACAGUACCACCUCCUACGCGCCGUCUUUCUCCACGGUUACCCUAGCUCUCCACCCCUCCUUUCCGCGGCGCUCGAGGGAUCAUGGCCGAUCCUCGCGUGAGGCAGAUCAAGAUCAAAACCGGCGUGGUGAAGCGGGCAGUGCAUGUGCUGUUCAAUAACUUGCUUCCUGAGCCUUUUCACAAAAAAAGAUUGGUCAAAGAAAAAAUGAUGUAUGAAAAAGAAGCAAAACAGCAAGAAGAAAAAAUUGAAAAAAUGAAAGCUGAAGAUGGUGAAAAUUAUGCCAUUAAAAAGCAGGCAGAGAUCCUGCAAGAGUCCCGGAUGAUGAUCCCAGAUUGCCAGCGCAGGUUGGAAGCAGCAUAUACCGAUCUUCUACAGUUAUUAGAGGGUGAAAAAGACUUGGAAGAAACUGAGGAAUAUAAGGAAGCACGUUUAGUAUUGGAUUCAGUGAAGUUAGAAGCCUGAAGUUUUUCUGUACAGGAUGUUUUUUGCAUUAAAUCCUGGGAUCCAUUCCACAAUUCAUUAUUUUUGACCACUGCUGUAUGUUCAAAUAGUAUGAGAAUGUGAUUCUUUUUAUGCAGUUGCAUAUAUUUUUCUUUGCCUAAUUUAACGUGUCAAAUAAAUGAGUUCGUCUAAAA